AUGGCCUCACUAGCCCCUCUACUCCUGAUUGUGUAUCUUGUGCCAUACUUAUCUUUAACCUUGCCAACUUAUGCUCUAGAUUAUAAGCCUAAAACCUUGAACACCAUAGAUUCAUGCUGGCGUGCGAAAUCAAAUUGGGCUACCAAUCGUCAAGCUUUGGCCAAUUGUGCAGUGGCGUUCGGCCGAGGGGCAAUGGGAGGGAAAUAUGGGGCAAUAUAUGUUGUCACUACACCUUCUGAUGAUCCUGUCAGCCCUAAACCAGGCACACUUCGGUAUGGAGUUAUCCAAACUAAGCCUCUUUGGAUUGUUUUUGCCAAGGAUAUGGUAAUCACACUAAAAAACGAACUUAUAAUGAAUAGUUACAAGACUAUAGAUGGUAGGGGAGCUAAAGUAAAGAUUGCAUAUGGACCAUGCAUAACGAUCCAAGGUGUUAGCCACAUUAUUAUUCAUGGGAUUAGCAUUCAUGAUUGCAAACCAGGGAAAUCCGGCCGUGUUAUUAGCACUCCUACGCACGUCGGGCGGCGUGGAGGCUCCGACGGAGAUGGCAUUGCUAUCUUUGCAUCUUCAAAUGUUUGGAUCGACCAUUGUUAUCUUGCUCGUUGCACCGAUGGCCUAAUCGAUGUAAUCCAUGCUUCAACUUCAAUCACCAUCUCAAACAACUACUUCGCCCAGCAUGAUAAGGUGAUGUUGCUAGGACACAACGAUGGCUACACUGCGGAUAAAGCUAUGAAAGUAACCAUAGCUUUCAACCGUUUUGGCUCGGGACUUAUCGAGAGGAUGCCAAGGGUAAGGUUUGGCUAUGCCCAUGUUGCUAACAAUAGAUAUGAUGAGUGGCAAAUGUAUGCAAUUGGUGGAAGUGCUAAUCCAACCAUCUUUAGUGAAGGGAACUAUUUCAAAGCUUCUAAUGGUGGUUCCAAGCAGGUUACCAAGAGAGAGGCCAAGAAUGGUUGGAAGAAUUGGAAAUGGAGAUCAUCUAAGGAUGUAUUUAUGAAUGGUGCUUAUUUUGUACAAUCUGGAUAUGGAAGUUGUGCACCACUUUAUUCUAAAACUCAAUCAUUUACUGUUGCUCCUGGAUCAUCGGUUCCUGCUUUAACAUCUGCUGCAGGUCCUCUAAACUGUGUUUGGGCGGCUGUGCCAAUUGAGCUCAAUAGUGCAUUAUCUAGCUCUGGCCAAAAGGAGAGGAAAAAGAAAAAGGGAAAGGUGACAGAAAUGGGGACACCUUAG
Molecule: messenger RNA, 1224 nt
Organism: Dovyalis caffra
Lineage: Eukaryota; Viridiplantae; Streptophyta; Magnoliopsida; Malpighiales; Salicaceae
Source: the annotation of a GenBank genome assembly